CUUUUCGAUUUCUCCUCGACUACCCUGACUGUUAGCCAGCGAAUAGAACAUCUUUUCUACCUCUACGUUCUUCUUGUGAUAUUGUUUGCUUCUUGUGUUAUUAUUUAUCGCCCACACAACCGCCAAGAUGUCGAAGCCUUUUGAUCCAGAGACGGCGGAGAACUUUGAGGAUGUAUGUCGCCUUUGCGCCCGGAUCGCCUAUUCAGAAACCCAACCAGGAAUGCUGACUUUUGGUGCAGAUGGAGAAGCAGUUUGCCGUUAAGGGUUGGUCCGGACAUCUCUUUUUCGAACUCCUCUCAUGACUCACGAUUAUGCAGCUGUUGAACAUCUGAUGACAUAUUGGUCGAUUCUGGAGAAGGUCCCCGGCUCGCAACUCCGCCUGACGAAGAUGGACGAUGAUAUCCUUGAGUCUUUCCAGAAGGAAUUCCCCGACUUUGACCCUGCCGAGACGCUCAACGAGGACAAGAUGAAGAGCAAGGAGGGCAAGGAGAAGUGGCGUAACUGGAUCAACCAGUAUGAGAAGAUUAUCGAGGACUUCAACUUCGGAACCAUGCUGCGUGCUAGCCCCAACGUCGAAUACGACAGAGAUACCACGAUCUUUGCCAUGCGUAUGCAGUUUUACGCCAUCGAGAUCGCCAGAAACCGUGCUGGUCUCAACGACUGGAUCUACGAGCGCGCGCAGAAGGCUAAGAAAUAAAUCUGAAGCUGCGCUUCUUUUCUGGGCCGUGCAGGAACGACGGCUAGACGGAAUGGUUCACCCGGGCCUUUACCGUAUUUGAUUUGCAAGCGUCUAGAGACUAUGCAAUGACUCGAGUCACUGGGUUCGACAGCCAUCCUUUAGUACCUUGGCCCAUAGGUCUCAUCCGGGUGGUCCAGCAUAGUGUAUAUGACCCUAUAAAAGAGUGGGGAUAGCCCCUCGACCGGGUACCCUAGGGUGCUACUACCGGAGUGGAUACCUGUACAUAUACCGAGCUGAAUCAAUGCUUUGGAAUGAAGUGAUGGAUAGAAAGACGCUUGGUUGACCCACUAAAUUUUUUCUGUGUACCCGAGAACAAUGGCAACGCAACCCAUUGUUCUUUUCCUCUACAAUAUGCCCGCAUAGGGAAAAUGCUUAAUAUCUGACCAGACGGACUAAUAUGAAAACGAGCGUAGCUCUUUGUUACAUUAACUUGCUAAGAAGUGCUUGGAAGCCUUUUGACUUGGGUGUUCAUCGCCUGCUUAUGUUCCUCUCUAUAU
This is a messenger RNA of Aspergillus welwitschiae, 1236 nucleotides long. RefSeq names its product polysaccharide biosynthesis domain-containing protein. Bases 299 to 697 code for a protein of 132 amino acids. Lineage: Eukaryota; Fungi; Ascomycota; Eurotiomycetes; Eurotiales; Aspergillaceae. The record is from RefSeq and is a predicted model, not a curated record. The transcript is spliced from 3 exons. Gene Ontology annotation, cellular component: cytoplasm.